CCACGAUCGAUAACGCGCGCACUCCUCCCCUCCGCUGCGCUCGCGCUCCUUUCCAAACACACGCACGCUCACUCGUCGCUCUCUGUCACUCACUCACUCACACACGCACGCACGGUCGUCUCCCCGCGCGGACUAAGCCUGCCGCUUCCCCAGCGUCUGUUAAAGCAGGCCGCGAGCUUUAAAGAGAAGAAGAGGAGAAAAGAGGGAGGAAGAGCAAAAGAGCGAGACGGGAUCUAAUUUUGUUUUGACUCCGUUUUUUUCCUCGCGCGAAAGGACAGCUGCGACCGACCGUUUGCCUUAUUUUCCCCGGAGGCGCGCGCGCGGACAUGCAGCACGCGACACGGCGGCAGAGCUCGCGCUGGGCGGCCCGCGGGCUCUGCUGCGUGCUCGCCGCGCUCGCCGCGCUCUGGAGGCCGGGUGCAGCGUGCCCGGCGGCGUGCACGUGCGCGGGCUUCAGGCUAUCGUGCGCCGACCCGGAGCGCAGCCUCGUCGCGUUCCCCGCGCUCAGCGAGCCCGAGAUGGAGAACAUCACAGACAUAUAUAUUGCUAAUCAGAGCACUUUCUCAUCUAUCAACGAAAAAGAUCUGACCCUGUACCGCAACCUCAGAAAUCUGACAGUGACCAACACAAGGCUUACGUAUGUGUCGCGACAGGCCUUUCAAAACAAUCUCAAGUUGCAAUAUCUGAAUCUGAAAGACAACAAUCUGUCCUCUCUGUCCUGGAAGACGUUUCGCCAUCUGAACAUUUCCUACCUGAUGCUGUCGGGGAACCCACUGCAGUGCUCCUGUGAGAACAUGUGGAUGAAGCAGUGGAGAGGGGAGGAGGCAGAGGCUGAGCUGUUAUGUGUGGAGGAAGGAGGGAAGAGGAGGCCUCUGUCCAACCUUAAGCUGCCCCACUGUGUUGUUCCCAAGGUCACCCUAAACCCUCAAAGAGUGACCGUUCUUGAGGGCUCAAAUGUGACACUGACCUGUAAUACUUCAGGAACACCGACACCUAACCUCACUUGGAACGCCUGCCAGCUGACAUCCAGCUACGAGAUUGUAUCCUCAGGGCAAUCCUCUGAGCUCAGACUCUUCCAUCUCUCCUCACUGGACAACGAGUGUAAAAUCAGCUGCAGCUCCGACAACACAGCAGGAGGAAGUGAAGCUUCUGUUCAGCUCAAUGUUCUCUUCCCCCCGAUUAUCAGCAAGCUCAUGGAUGGCAUUCCGGACCACCACUGGUGCAUCCCAUUCAGUGUAUCUGGCAACCCACAGCCAGAACUGCGCUGGCUGUUUCGGGGUGAGCCUAUAAAGGAGGGGGCCUUUAUCACCACCCGCAUCCAUGACUACUCCGAGCAUGAGUACCAUGGCUGCCUGCAGCUGGACAGCCCUACACACAUCAACAACGGCGAGUACACACUGCUAGCCAGGAAUGUUUACGGAGAGGACAGAAAGUCUAUAUUUGCCCACUUCAUGCACGACCCUUGGAACGAUACAACAGCUACGGAAUCAAUAUACUACGACACAGAUGACACACCUGUUGGACCACCUGAGGAUCGAGUUGCUGUGUACGUGGUCGUGGGAAUUGCCGCCGUCACAUUCGCCGGCUUUGUGCUGAUGCUGGUUGUCCUGAAGUUUGGCCGCAACUCAAAGUUCGGAAUUAAAGGCCCAUCGUCAGUCAUUAGCAACGAUGACGACUCGGCUAGCCCUCUCCAUCACGUGUCGAACGGCUCCAACACACCGUCGUCCUCUGACAUGAACUCAGACACCGUCAUCAUCGGUAUGACCAAAAUCCCGGUCAUCGAGAACCCCCAGUACUUCCGCAGCACCAGCAGCCUGCUCAAAUCAGACACCUUUGUCCAACAUAUCAAGAGGCACAACAUCGUCCUGAAGAGGGAGCUGGGUGAAGGAGCCUUUGGAAAAGUGUUCCUAGCUGAAUGUUAUAACCUCUCACCUGACCAGGAGAAAAUCCUUGUGGCUGUAAAGACCCUAAAGGAAGCCAGCGAGAAUGCACGUAAAGACUUCCACCGUGAGGCCGAGCUGUUGACCAACCUACAGCACGAGCACAUUGUCACCUUCUACGGCGUGUGUGUAGAGAGUGACCCCCUCAUCAUGGUGUUCGAGUACAUGAAGCAUGGAGACCUCAACAAGUUCCUCAGGGCUCAUGGUCCUGAUGCAGUGUUGAUGGCAGAUGGUCAGGUGCAGCAGCAGGCCGAGCUGACUCAGUCUCAGAUGCUGCACAUUGCUCAGCAGAUCGCAGCGGGGAUGGUCUAUCUGGCCUCGCAGCACUUUGUGCAUAGAGAUCUGGCCACGAGGAACUGCCUGGUAGGCGAGAACCUGCUGGUGAAGAUCGGAGACUUUGGCAUGUCGCGCGACGUCUACAGCACAGAUUAUUACCGGGUGGGCGGUCACACUAUGUUGCCAAUCCGUUGGAUGCCUCCAGAAAGCAUCAUGUACAGGAAGUUUACUACCGAGAGCGAUGUCUGGAGUCUGGGAGUGGUGCUCUGGGAAAUAUUCACCUACGGGAAACAGCCCUGGUAUCAGCUCUCCAACAAUGAGGUAAUUGAGUGCAUCACUCAGGGUCGCGUACUGCAGCGGCCGCGUACCUGCCCCAAGGAGGUGUAUGACCUGAUGCUGGGCUGCUGGCAGCGAGAGCCUCACACUCGCCUCAACAUCAAAGAGAUCCACAACCUGCUGCUCAACCUGGCCAAGGCCUCGCCCGUCUACCUGGACAUCCUGGGCUGAGAGAGGCAGUGUGCCUGUAUGUGUGUGUCUAUGUGUGUGCGUGGAUCCCAAAACUGCCUCUGUUACCCCUGUCCCUCUCUUUUUCUCUCCUGUUCCCCCCCUUCACUCCUGUCCUGCUCCUGUCAUUCUAAAUUUGUAGCGUGCUAGACAGCAGGAGCCUCAUCUAAUCAGUAUUAGGAGCAGGAAGUGAAAUACGAUGCUGAAAAAUGACAUUUAUGGAGGUUUUUUUUUUUUUUUUUUUGCGCUAUCAGAUCACUUCUUUACUUGGAUGGAACAGAUACUCGCUGUGCAGUCGCAGUGUCGCUGUAAAUAUUGUCUGGUCUUGAAGCGCAUACUUUCUCCAGGACUUCAGGAACAGCACUGUCCAUCCUCCGGAACUGGAAAAAAAGGAACUGUAUAAUAUGUACCAUAACUGUGAGCAACGGAGGAGUGUGGUCCUUCAUUCCUCCACCUCAUCCUGCCUUUUCCCUUUCUGCCCAUGCACAUACGUAAAAACAAACAAAGCAGACUUUUGAGGAAAAGAAUGGGACGAAUAGGGUUUCACAUUUUAGAGACUUUAAUGGAACUGUACGCAUUAGCUGUUGACCAAAUGUCAUGUGGCAAAUGGCAAGCCCGCUCACUCCAGCACCAGAAGCCUUCAAGGCAGCCGUGUUCCUAAUAGCGCACUACUGAAGGGGAUAUUGAGUCAUUUGAGACGAGGCCAUGCCCAUGUUUCAAUACUGUUAGUGCGCAUUUAGGACAGGAGCCCAAUUACCCUGAGUGGCUGAUUAUGAUGGGGUAGGCUAAAUUAUGGCCUGCUUCUCUCUCUCUCUCUCUCUCUCUCUCUCUCUCUCUCUCUCUCUCUCUCUUUCCCUCUCCCUCCCUCCCUCCCUCUCUCUCUCUUCUGAUUUACCAUUCAGUUGAGGCAGUGAUGUAGUGCUCAAGCCAGGGGUUACGCAGCUGUUAUGGUGUAAUAUAUAUUUCAUUACAGUACUAAUGUCUGCUAUUAGCACCUAUUCCCCAAAGACCCAUAUGGAAUGCAGAGGAGAGAAAAAAGGGACAAAAUGAAGAAAAAGGAUGGAAAAUGGGAGUCUGAAAUGAUUUUCCAAAACACAUCCUGUUUAACAGUUUUAUUUAUUGUAUCCACAAACUCUCCCUUCAGCAAUGCACUUUUUAAUAAUAACAGUAACCAGAUAAAGUAACAAAGAACUUUUGAGACUUAGGCACAUAAAUUCUCCUUUUCCGCAUUUUUUCCAACCCUGCUUAGUUAUCCGAGUCAGUUGAUAUAAAUGUGCGCACCUACACAUGAACACAGUUAUAGUCAGACUGUGGUGUAAGUCACUAAAGAUGUGUAAAAUUGUGUAAAAUUAGCUUUUGUCAGUUGUUUCUAUGUUUGAGAAGAUUUUGUUCCCUUUAUGUAUGUAUUUAUUUACUUAUUUAAGGGGGAAUUCCGAUGAUUUAAGUUAACAAAGUCAUUCAGAGUGAUUUGAUAUGGAGAUGGUGAUAGGAACCAGACGUCCGAAGAGUUUAAUGCUAAAGACAAUCCGUCACAGAGAGUUAUUGGUUAUGAAUAUGAAGAGUUUGGCUUAAACAGCAUUUUUACCAAAAAAAAAAAAAAAAUAUUCACGGCAUGGAGGUACAUGCAGGGCGUUAGAAGGCAAAAUAGUUCCAAAAGAAAACAGUUUCUUCAGAUUUAUCACUAUUUUAACAUUAACAUUACAAAUGAAAACUCAGGAGACACAUGGAGGUUGACAAAAAACUGGCUACAUUUGCAUUGUAGACAUUGCGACUCCUGGUUCAUAUCACCACCACGGCAAACGGUGAACCGUUUUACAUCAAACCACUCUAAAUGACAUCUCUUAUAUAGAAAUUUAGUAAAAAUUGUGGAAUUCCACCAAAACUGGAUGCACUUUUGUAUUUUGUUGAGGUUUCUGUCUAUAGAUUAUUUUGUGUAUUGAUCAGAGUGAAUGUAUGAACUGUGCUGUCCUGUGCUGGACGGUACGAGCGAAAACUGGAAGUUAGCUUGAAAGGAGUCAUUUGACCAAAAAUGUUAACCCUGCUAACAAUGAAUGACUUCCAGUAGGGUCGUUAGCAUGACCUCAUUUAUUUAAUGCAAACUGUUGAAUAUCGGUUUUCAUUCAGUUGACCAAAAAUGCAUAUGGUUGCAAAACUGGUACCAUUUUUGCUCAAACAUUUGGCCAGAAAUACCUCAACGGUUGGUGUUUUGGUUCAAAAGUUUGACCUCAGAGUUUUAGCCAUGUUAGCAUUUGUGGUCAGUCUUUUCCUCCAGGCAUGUCCUGAGUGAAAAGACCAUUGAAGCAGGUAAUGUAUGAAGAUAAAAGGACGACAGUUAUGCCUUAUGUUAAACUCAAUGUUUCUCUUCUAUAUUGGAACAGAAAACUGUGAGUACAUAUCAAUCAACCACCUGGAUCUUUUAGGCCAUUCUCCUCUAGUCUUUCUCCUCUAAGUGUCUAAAAGCUACUCCACUGUCCAUACUCAGGCCAUCUGGCAGCAAGCUGUGGGCCUCGUACUCUCCAGCCCUGAGGACGUAUCUUCUGAAUGCCUCAUCAUUAGUGUUGUUGACGCGGCUGACUGGAUAGACGACAGCAGAUUAGAGGAAACUGCUGCCAUAUUGCCUUCACCUGUCCAGGCCUCAUGGAAAACAGUGCUUUAUGGAUGAGACAGUGGUUAAGGAUGUAAAAGAGGAGUUCCUAAGAGUACAUAAAGUGUGGAGAGAAUGAAAUGUCUCUUAUUUUAGCAGGUCUCUUUAUAUUAUACGCGGUGACACACUCAAACAAAAACCCUAUUGACACGGAACAUCAGUGUUGCAAUACGUGUAUCUGUAUGAUCAGAUGCUCUCAAUGACGUUGGGGCACUUGUGAUACAUUGUAUUUAAUAAAUGUGUCAUGUCUUACCAUGUUA
Molecule: messenger RNA, 5624 nt
Organism: Pygocentrus nattereri (red-bellied piranha)
Lineage: Eukaryota; Metazoa; Chordata; Actinopteri; Characiformes; Serrasalmidae
Gene: ntrk2a
Product: neurotrophic tyrosine kinase, receptor, type 2a
Exons: 18
Coding region: 327-2723 (798 amino acids)
Biological process (GO): protein phosphorylation; cell surface receptor protein tyrosine kinase signaling pathway; regulation of phosphatidylinositol 3-kinase/protein kinase B signal transduction
Cellular component (GO): plasma membrane; axon; signaling receptor complex
Molecular function (GO): brain-derived neurotrophic factor binding; brain-derived neurotrophic factor receptor activity; ATP binding
Source: RefSeq, a predicted model, not a curated record